This is a messenger RNA of Sus scrofa (pig), 1169 nucleotides long. RefSeq names its product splA/ryanodine receptor domain and SOCS box containing 2 (gene SPSB2). Gene Ontology annotation, molecular function: protein binding. Gene Ontology annotation, cellular component: SCF ubiquitin ligase complex. NCBI's taxonomy places the organism in Eukaryota, Metazoa, Chordata, Mammalia, Artiodactyla, Suidae. Gene Ontology annotation, biological process: proteasome-mediated ubiquitin-dependent protein catabolic process; intracellular signal transduction. The record is from RefSeq and is marked validated.
GUUCUGGAGCCGGAGCUCCUCGGCGACUUUCGGCCGGGCUCCUCCCGAGGGCCGGCGACCUCCCGGCACGGGAAGCUGAGCGUGGUUCGGGGGCAGGGACAGGAGCAGGAGCGGGCGAAGGGGACGGUCCCUGGACAGACCUAAGGCGACAAACUCGCGCGUCUCAGGAGACGCGGACAGGUCGAUCCCAAGCGGGAGCUCAACUUUCCGAAGAGAGACGUCCCAGCAAGCCUCUUUUGGGGAAUCCUCCAGCUUCUCACCUCCAUGGGCCAGACGGCCUUGGCAGGGGGCAGCAGCAGCACCCCCACCCCACAGCCCCUGUACCCUGACCUCUCUUGUCCCGAGGGCUUGGAGGAGCUGCUCUCUGCUCCCCCUCCUGACCUAGGGGCCCAACGGCGUCACGGCUGGAACCCCAAGGACUGCUCAGAGAACAUCGAGGUCAAGGAAGGGGGCUUGUGCUUUGAGCGGCGGCCUGUGGCCCAGAGCACUGAUGGGGUCCGGGGUAAGAGGGGCUACUCGAGAGGCCUGCACGCCUGGGAGAUCAGCUGGCCCCGGGAACAGAGAGGCACCCACGCCGUGGUGGGCGUGGCCACGGCCCUCGCCCCGCUGCAAGCUGACCACUAUGCGGCGCUGCUGGGCAGCAACAGCGAGUCGUGGGGUUGGGACAUUGGGCGGGGGAAGCUGUACCAUCAGAGCAAGGGGCCCGGGGCCCCCCGGUAUCCCCCCGGACUUCAAGGUGAGCACCUGGAGGUGCCGGAGAGGCUGCUGGUGGUUUUGGACAUGGAGGAGGGAACUCUGGGCUACGCUAUUGGGGGCACCUACCUGGGGCCAGCCUUCCGUGGACUGAAGGGCAGGACCCUCUAUCCAGCAGUAAGCGCUGUCUGGGGCCAGUGCCACGUCCGCAUCAGCUACCUGGGCGAAAGGAGAGCGGAGCCACACUCCCUUCUGCACCUGAGCCGCCUGUGUGUACGCCACGCCCUGGGGGCUACCCGGCUUGGCUACGUUUCUGCUCUGCCCUUGCCCCCUGCCAUGAAGCGCUACCUGCUCUACCAGUGACCCCUGCGAUACCUCAGAUGGUGCUGGGGCCUUGACCCCUCUCCUCCCCUGGGGGGCAGGGAAGAGGCACUGCUGACCUAGACCAGCUACUUGACUAAAGCCAGAGGCUGGGC